CAUUACCUCGUCCGACCGCUUCUUAAACUUGUUAUAAAAGAAAAUCCAGAGGUCUCUCUCUCUCCCGAAAGAAUGGCCUCCAUUCCUCUCCUCCGCCUCUCAGCCACCGCUAACCUCAUCAGUUCACGGUCGGCCCUCUUCCAUGACCCGCCCAAAUUCAUACGUACGGCACCGCCGAAGCGGAGCAGCACCAUCACCCGCAUGUCGUACAACCCAACCCCAGCCACAGAUCGAUUAAUCUCAGCCGUGUCUUACACCCUCCCCUUCUUCAACUCCCUCCAGUACGGCAGGUUCCUCUUCCUCCAAUACCCACCUCUUGGAUCCCUCUUCGACCCUCUUCUCCCUCUCCUCUCCCUCUACAGGUCCAUCCCCUACGCCUCCUUCGUUGCCUUCUUUGCCCUCUACCUGGGCGUCGUCAGGAACCCGGCUUUCAGCCGCUACGUCAGGUUCAACGCUAUGCAGGCCGUCACUCUAGACGUGCUCCUCGUGCUGCCCUUGUUGCUCCAGCGGGUCCUCAGCCCAGGCCGCUCCGGGCUCGGCUUCAGGGUCAUGGUCUGGGCUUACAACGUGCUGUUUGUGUUCAGUGUUUUGUGUUUUGUUUAUAGCUUCGUGUGUUGUGUUCUCGGCAGGACCCCCUACCUGCCAUUCGUUGCUGAUGCUGCUGGUAGGCAGAUCUAGUUAUUAGUAGUUGUCUUUUUGUUUGUAAGUUGGGCAUUCCUUCGAACAGCUGGUGUGCGAGGCAUUUUACCAAACAAUGCUGCUUAUUUUCAGUAGUAUGUUGUCUUUGUGUUUGGUAGGGAAAUCUGGGUGUACACCCUUUUCUUUAUUUCUUCCUCUUUUCUUAAAGUUUUGGACGCAAAAACUAUUUAGGCGCAGGGAACAAGUAUUUGGAUGGGUUUCUCCUUGUUAUUUCUUCAAACAGAUGGCGAAUGGGGUUUGGAUAGUAGUAUAACUGAUUAACCGUAGGAUACAAGUGAUUGAAGCACGAGGUACAAGUUGCUGUGAUGAUGGGGUAAUUUAUUUCUUUAUGAUGGGGGAAGUUUGUUUGCGAGGAUAAUGUACUUGUUUUGUUCUGGCUCUGUGUUCUUUGUUUGGUUGAGUUGAGAUCCAGGAGAUUGUUGUUAUUUUGGUUAAUAUUUUGUGUUUUAGGUUUUUCAAUGCAAUUAUGGAAAAUUGAAUGCUC
Molecule: messenger RNA, 1183 nt
Organism: Corylus avellana
Lineage: Eukaryota; Viridiplantae; Streptophyta; Magnoliopsida; Fagales; Betulaceae
Gene: TIC20-II
Product: chloroplast import component Tic20-II
Source: RefSeq, a predicted model, not a curated record